AUGGAGAAGCUACAACUUAGCUUGAAACUCCUGUUUUUGGUACUUUCUCUUCUGUGCCAUGAUGGUAAAGCUUCUAUAUCAUCAAUUGGUGGGCUCAAAAUGGAGGAAUUGUUGCAAGAAGAGCCCUCUCAGAACUUCGCUUCCCCGAAAUUUGGAUCAGAUACGUCUUUCAGCCUUUCAUCAGCGUAUCUUUACUCCCAAAGCGGGCGCAAAGAAAAUGACAAGAUUCAAAGGCUGCCUGGACAGCCUGACGGAGUAGACUUCAACCAAUAUUCAGGAUAUGUUACUGUUGAUCCCAAUUCAGGACGAGCUUUGUUUUACUAUUUUGUCGAAUCACCAAGAAACUCUUCAUCUAAUCCACUUGUCCUGUGGCUCAAUGGAGGUCCCGGUUGUUCUUCUCUUGGAGCCGGAGCAUUGACGGAACUUGGGCCAUUUAGAGUUGAAAAAGGUGGCAAGAUUCUCUACAGAAAUCAAUAUGCAUGGAAUGCAGAUGCCAAUAUCAUAUUCUUGGAGUCUCCAGCUGGUGUUGGAUUUUCAUAUACAAAUACAACAUCAGAUUAUGAUUUCACUGGGGACGAAAGAACUGCAGUUGAUACGUAUACGUUUCUAGUCAAUUGGCUUGAGAGGUUCCCCGAGUACAAGACUAGGGACUUUUUUAUUGCAGGAGAAAGCUAUGCUGGCCAUUAUGUACCUCAGCUAGCUCAAGUGAUACUACAUGCAAACACUAAUACGAACCAUACUAAAAUCAAUCUAAAAGGAAUCGCUGUUGGCAAUGGGUUGAUUGACUACGAAUCCUACAGUAGGGGAUGGUUAGACUAUUAUUGGACUCAUGCCCUUAUAUCAGACGAAAUGUAUAUUGGACAUGAAUCCAACUGCAAUUUCUCGUCUCCUGCUCCUCCAUCUGAUAUAUGUCGCCAAUAUCAAGACCAAGUCACAAAUGCCACUAAGGACAUAUACUCUUACGACAUUUUUGCGCCCUUGUGCAAUUCCACCUCUUCAUCCACUCUGAUCUCAGUCUUUGAUCCCUGCUCGCUGGAUUAUGCUUUCGACUACUUAAACAACCCCGCAGUUCAGAUUGCUCUUCAUGUGGAUGCUGCCACUUUUCCUUAUCCCUGGGAACUGUGCAAUCUUACCAUGAAUGGUAGCUGGAAAGACCGACGUUUGCCUAUACUACCAAUUAUCACUGAGUUGAUGGAAUCUGGAAUUCCAGUUUGGAUUUACAGUGGUGACACGGAUGGUGCAGUGCCAGUAACGUCCUCAAGGUAUGCCAUCAAUAAACUUGGGAUAUCUGUGAAAACUCCCUGGUAUCCUUGGUACCUCCAGAAUGAGGUUGGCGGAUAUGUGGUUGAGUAUGAAAACUUGAUGUUCGUUACCAUAAGAGGAUCUGGACAUUUUGUUCCUAGUUACCAGCCAGCAAGAGCCCUUGCACUCUUCUCUUCAUUCUGUUACGGGAGUCAACCACUUUCUGAAUUCCUGACAGAGAAAUCGUUCAAAGGUGCGUUUCACGCUGAUUCUUUUAAUGCAUUGAGUCUAAGAUCUGAAUCUGAUGCAUCUGCCAAGGCUUUUGCUGUGCAUGUUAGCCCCCAAGAUGGACUCAAAGAGAAAGACAAAAUUGACAGAUUGCCCGGGCAACCUGAUGGAGUAGACUUCAACCAGUUUUCAGGCUAUGUUAAAGUAGACUGUGGAAGAGUUUUGUAUUAUUAUUUCGUUGAAUCCCCACAGGAUUCAUCUUCCAAACCCCUUCUCAUGUGGUUUGCCGGAGUGCCUGGUUGUUCUUCCUUUGGUGUUGGAGCAUGGACGGAAAUUGGGCCAUUUAGAGUCAACAAAGAUGGCAAAACUCUGUACCGUAACCCAUAUGCCUGGAAUAGCGAGGCCAAUCUCAUCUUUGUUGAGGCACCAGCUGGUGUUGGAUUUUCAUACUCAAACACGAGUGCAUAUUAUGAACGUAUUGGCGACACCCUCACUGCAUACGAUACAUAUACCUUCUUAGUCAACCGGCUCGAGAGGUUUCCAGAAUACAAGAAUAGAGACCUUUUUCUUGCAGGAGAAAGUUAUGCAGGCCAUUAUGCUACUCAACUUGCUCAGCUGAUACUCCGUCAAAAUAAAUAUUCAAAUCAGACUACUGCGAUCAACUUAAAGGGAGUUGCACAUGGCAAUUCGUACAUUGACCAUGAAUCAAGUUUCUACGGAUCAUUAGACUAUGCGUGGAGACAUGCCCUCAUAUCAGAUGAGAUAUAUAACGGAGUGAAUUCCAAUUGCAAUUUAUCUUUAGUCAUUCAAUCUGAUAGCUGCUCUGAAUAUCUGAAUUCCAAUUGCAAUGUCACUGAAGGCAUCAAUCCUUAUGAUAUCUAUGCAUCCUUGUGCAAUUCUACACCUGGAGCGGCUCCGUAUUCAUAUGUUGGCCUGUGCUCCACCGACUAUGUCUCGGAUUACAUGGAAAAUCCUGAAGUUCAGAUUGCUCUUCAUGCAAAUAUUUCCACCGUUCCUUAUCCGUGGAAAAUUUGCAACGGGGACACUGAUAGUGCUAUUCCUGUAACAUCUGCCAAAUAUGCUGUUAAUAAGCUGAAGUUAUCGGUGAAAACUGCUUGGUACCCAUGGUACCUUCAAAAUGAGGUCGGAGGCUACGUUGUUGAAUACCAGAACUUGACAUUCGUUACCGUCAGAGGGGCCGGACUUUUUGUUCCCGACCAUCAACCCGCAAGAGCCCUCGCUCUCUUCACUUCAUUCAUCAAUGCACAGUUGCCCCCUUCCACCUAG
Coffea arabica (coffee) is the source of this 2757-nucleotide messenger RNA. RefSeq names its product serine carboxypeptidase 1-like. Gene Ontology annotation, biological process: proteolysis. Gene Ontology annotation, cellular component: vacuole. NCBI's taxonomy places the organism in Eukaryota, Viridiplantae, Streptophyta, Magnoliopsida, Gentianales, Rubiaceae. Gene Ontology annotation, molecular function: serine-type carboxypeptidase activity. The record is from RefSeq and is a predicted model, not a curated record.